ACACCGCGACGCCCAUGUGUUUUGAAUUGCCACAAAAACGAAAGUCUACCAGUCGACCAGCUUUGUGCGACAAAAGCCUCAGAAUAUGAGCAGGGACAACAAGAUGAAGCACCUGACCCAGCGGGCCAUCUCCUCACGCAUGAACUACCUGUUCCAGGCCUCGAAUUUAAUGGCAGUAGGCAAUCAACCAAAAUUGGCCGCCUAUUAUGGCAAACUCUGCCGCAAUGUGGGCACCAAGGCUAUCAUGCACAUGGCCCCGGCCGUGAAGCGUUCCCUGUGCAGGCGCUGUUUCCUUCCCCUGAUUCCCGGAGUGAAUACGGAGCUGCAUGUGGAGGAAGGAGCACAGGAGGCCAAGACUGAUGCACAAGCUCAAUCGAACGGAGCAGUCAAAACGAAGAAAAAGCGCCAUCGCAGGCAGCGCAAGAAGCCCAGAAGCCGGAAAACAGGGAACACCAACCAGGAGGAAUCCGAGGAGCAAAUCCAAGAAAGUACUGAACAGGUCUCUUUUUUCUUAGAGUGCUCACUCUGCUGCGGCCGGCGAAGCUUUGCGGCGAACAGUCAAAGAGACUGCUGGUUGGAGCAGCCGCAAUCCAUAGUGCAAGUGGUCUCGCUCCCCAAAGAGAAAGACGAGCGAUAAGCUGAAGCUUUGCUUAUCAGCCAGCCUGCCUGUUGUGCCAUCACCUGAUUGCUCGGCAGUUGAGCCUGGAAUGCUUAGCUGUAGGCAACUUAUUUCUCGGCUGAGCCUUCUUCGGCAGGCGAGCACAUUUGCUUGUGUGCGACUAUGCCCCGACUAUGUAGAAGUCCAGGAGGAGCAGGGCAAUCUCCUGAAGUACCCCCAAGUUUGGCUUAGGGACAACUGUCAGUGUGCCGAGUGCUUCCACGCCGCCACAAGAGCAAGAAAAAGUCACUGGGAUCGUGGCCCGCUGAAUAUACCAGUGUCCCAAGUGGCCUACAACAAGGAGAGGAAACAGUUGGAGAUCAUCUGGCAGGACAAGCACAGGAGCACCUUCGAUCUAGGCUGGCUGAGGGAAAGGGACUUUGGAGAGACUGGCAGAAAGCAUUACUUGGAGGAGGUCUACAAGCCACCCGCUCAACUCUGGGGAAAAACGGAGUUCGAGGAUGUGAAAAGAGAAUUCCAAUACGAGGAUGUGCUGGAGCAAGAUGCAGCCCUGAGAGUUUGGCUUGAGGCACUGGCAGUCCAAGGAUUCGCCAUUCUGAAAGGGGCACCCAACGACAUAAAUGUGGCUAAGAAAUUGGCCGAACGAAUUGGCUACAUAAAACGCACCACCUACGGGUAAAUAUUAACCAAUAGAUGACAUACUUCAUCGUACAGUACCAGGGUCAUAAAACUCACAUUUGCCGAGAGCUGUAUUAUCUAUCAGUCCACUAAAUAUUAUCACUAUCGGUUGAUUGUUACAGCCAGAAUCAGGCAAAUAUUUUCAACCAGGUGUCCAUUUGUACUCAUGAUAAAGAUUUGAUUACCACUUACUCACGCUAGAUACUACUACAGAAUAUGCUAGCCACAUUUCAUAAAUUAAAAGGGAAAACACCUUAGUUGCAUUACUCAAGUUCAGCUAUAAAUUAUCUACUAUCCCGCCUCCCCUAGCGACGUUUUCGAGGUUAAAUCCAAACCAAAUGCGCGCAACUACGCCUAUCUAAUGACUCCCCUGCCGCUUCAUACCGACAUGCCCUACUACGAGUACAAGGCGGGCAUCAACAUCCUGCACACCCUCGUCCAGUCGGAGUCAAAGGGUGGAGCAAAUACGCUGACAGAUGGCUUCAACGUGGCCUCGCAGUUGCAAAAACUGCAUCCGGAGGACUUCGAGGUGCUCAAGUCGGUGCCCGUUAACUGGUUUGACAUCGGACACGACGGCGAUGACUCCAAGCCCUUCCACAGUCUCUGGAGAGCGCCAGUAAUUUGUUUGGAUGUGGAUGGCCGGUUCGCGAGGAUCAACCAGAACACCACUAAGCGGGACAGCCGGUUCUCCGUUUCCCUGGCGCAGGCCGUGUCCUGGUACAAAGCCUACGAUAAGUUCCUUGAGAUCGCCCAGUCCGAGGCGGUGGAGUUCAAGACCCAAGCCGGCGAUGUGUUCGUCUUCAACAACCUGCGAAUGUUGCACGGAAGAACGGCUUACGAGGAUGCGCCGGGCAACAAGCGUCAUUUGGUGGGCGCCUACGUCGACUGGGACAUUAUUUACUCCAAGCUGCGAACCCUGAAGUUCCCAAAUGCCAAGGAUUGACUGAGGGAAUGUUGUGAGAUUUAGUUGAAAUGUAACUGUGAAUUAAAUGGUUUUUUUUUACAC
Messenger RNA from Drosophila melanogaster (fruit fly), 2303 nucleotides. It is a transcript of the gene Rpp21, whose product is annotated as ribonuclease P/MRP subunit p21. The record is from RefSeq and is marked reviewed. Lineage: Eukaryota; Metazoa; Arthropoda; Insecta; Diptera; Drosophilidae. Gene Ontology annotation, cellular component: ribonucleoprotein complex; endoribonuclease complex. The transcript has 2 exons. Gene Ontology annotation, biological process: RNA processing. The coding region runs from base 86 to 637 and encodes 183 amino acids.